This is a messenger RNA of Lepus europaeus (European hare), 978 nucleotides long. RefSeq names its product peptidylprolyl cis/trans isomerase, NIMA-interacting 1 (gene PIN1). Lineage: Eukaryota; Metazoa; Chordata; Mammalia; Lagomorpha; Leporidae. The record is from RefSeq and is a predicted model, not a curated record. Gene Ontology annotation, cellular component: cytosol; nucleus. Gene Ontology annotation, molecular function: protein binding; peptidyl-prolyl cis-trans isomerase activity. The transcript is spliced from 4 exons. The coding region runs from base 50 to 544 and encodes 164 amino acids.
UGACAGGCGGCGCGGCGGAGGCGGAGCGGGCGCUGCGGCAGGAGGGAAGAUGGCGGACGAGGAGAAGCUGCCGCCCGGCUGGGAGAAGCGCAUGAGCCGCAGCUCAGGCCGGGUGUACUACUUCAACCACAUCACGAACGCCAGCCAGUGGGAACGGCCCAGCGGCAACAGCAGCAGCGGUGGAGGCAAAAUCGGGCAGGGGGAGCCGGCGCGUGUCCGCUGCUCGCACCUGCUCGUCAAACACAGCCAGUCGCGGCGGCCCUCGUCCUGGCGGCAGGAGAAGAUCACCCGGACCAAGGAGGAGGCCCUGGAGCUGAUCAACGGCUACAUCCAGAAGAUCAAGUCGGGAGAGGAGGACUUUGAGUCUCUGGCCUCGCAGUUCAGCGACUGCAGCUCGGCCAAGGCCAGGGGAGACCUGGGUGCCUUCAGCAGAGGUCAGAUGCAGAAGCCAUUCGAAGACGCCUCGUUUGCGCUGCGGACAGGGGAGAUGAGCGGGCCUGUGUUCACGGAUUCCGGCAUCCACAUCAUCUUGCGCACAGAGUGAGGGCUGUGGGUGGCUGGGGCCGGCGGGCGGGGCGGGCGGGGCUGCGGCGCCCCUGCUCCCCCUGCUGCUGCCACACAGUAUUUAUUGUACCCUAAAUGGCUGGGAGGGGGCUCUGGGGUCCCCGCUCCCCACCCACCCACCUGCGGUUGGGGCCAUCAAUUCCUGGCUUCAAGGAAUUCUGAAGGGCAGCGGGGCUGGGGAGGCUCCCGGGCCCUGGGGAGGGGUGAUGGGUCCCAGAGGCCUAGUCCUCUCAGCUGCCCCCGCCCCGCCCCCUCCCGGGUCCUGGAGGCGGGCAGGGGCCUGCGUUGUUGUUUCUAGUUACACCUUGUUCCUCUAUCCAGUUGAAAAUGCGAACGAACGUGGGGUGCCUGGUCGGGGGCCCUCUGGGCCACAGCACAGCACCCUUCUCACCCUAGAUUAAACCCAGAACCACU